Messenger RNA from Babesia bovis T2Bo, 1125 nucleotides. Its product is annotated as WD domain G-beta repeat family protein. The coding region runs from base 5 to 1075 and encodes 356 amino acids. Gene Ontology annotation, cellular component: mitotic checkpoint complex; bub1-bub3 complex; kinetochore. Gene Ontology annotation, molecular function: ubiquitin binding. Gene Ontology annotation, biological process: mitotic spindle assembly checkpoint signaling. The record is from RefSeq and is a predicted model, not a curated record. NCBI's taxonomy places the organism in Eukaryota, Apicomplexa, Aconoidasida, Piroplasmida, Babesiidae. The transcript is spliced from 5 exons.
UGCAAUGUCAGGUCUGCCAGCAUGUCUACCGGCGUUACUUGUAAAUUUGCUUUUGAUCGACCCUUUUAAUAAUAUGUUGAUACCAAUAGAAGAUCCACCGACCGGGGUAAUAACUCGUGUGUGCUUCGGCAAAACACGUAACCUCCUAGCCUCCACCUCAUGGGACAAAACUGUAAAGUUAUAUGAAAUCUACGAUGAUAAUCGUGGCCGGAAGUUAAGAGCAUAUACUGGCGGAAGCCCUGCCCUUGACUGCUCCUUCAUGGAGGGUGAUAAGAAGAUCGCUUUUGGCAAUCUUGAUAAUCAAGUCAAUGUCAUGGAUGUUGAAACGGGAGAUGUAACUCUAGUUGGUACUCACGGCGCUCCUGUUCGUUGCGUUCAAUUUCAUGACCGUUUGAACAUGAUCAUAACUGGUGGUUGGGACAAUAAAAUACGGGCAUUUGACCCACGAUGUGACACCACCAGCGCGGCUGCAGACGUUGAUAUUUUCGGAAAGGUUUACUGCAUGGACCUAUUGAAGGACACUCUUGUUGUGGGUGACUCAAUGAAAAGAGUCUACAUAUAUGACCUUUCUCGUGGUUUUAUAGGGUUCUCAACACCAGACACCAAAGAUGGUGUCUUGAAGUAUCAAUAUCGUUCAAUCAAGUGCUUCCCUGAUAACCGAGGAUUUGCAUUAGGGUCCAUAGAAGGACGUGUUGCUUGGGAGUAUUUCUCUAAAGCCCAGGAAUUCGUAUCGCAACAAUAUGCCUUUAAAUGCCACCGUAGCAAAACCAGCUCGGAAUCUGACCUAGCCUAUUCCGUGAAUUCUAUUGAUUUCCAUCCACUGUUUGGUACAUUCGUUACGGGUGGCGCUGAUGGCAUUGUAUGCGCAUGGGAUGGCAUUAGCCGCAAACGCCUUUGGAGAACUACGGCACUACCUACAGCUGUUGCAUCGGUGUCCUUCAACAACAGUGGUGAAAAGCUGGCAAUCGCAGUAUCAGACAUGUUCCAGGUAAAUGGACAACCAACAUCGCAGCCUAGCAUUAUGGUACGUGGUAUCAGUGCCGACGAAUGUAAACCUCGCAAAGCAACGAACUAAAUUCACCCUAAUGUCAAUAGAUCUAUAUUAUUCUACUAGAUGUUGGCUGC